Messenger RNA from Erinaceus europaeus (western European hedgehog), 2015 nucleotides. RefSeq names its product interleukin 23 receptor (gene IL23R). Bases 1 to 1893 code for a protein of 630 amino acids. The record is from RefSeq and is a predicted model, not a curated record. NCBI's taxonomy places the organism in Eukaryota, Metazoa, Chordata, Mammalia, Eulipotyphla, Erinaceidae. Gene Ontology annotation, molecular function: protein binding. The transcript has 10 exons.
AUGAAUCAGGUCGUGAGUCAAUGGGAUGUGCUAAUAACUCUUUACAUGUUCUUCAGCUGGUGCCAUGGAGGGAUUACAAAUAUAAAGUGCUCGGGCCGUCUGUGGGUGGAGCCAGCCACAGUCUUUAGGAUGGGUAUGAAUGUCUCCGUCUACUGCUACGUAGCACUUAAGAACUGCCAACCAAGUACACUUCAUUUUUACACAAAUGACAACAAGGAAAGUUUUCAGAUGACAAGAAUUAAUAAGACAACCGCUUGGUUUUGGUAUCCAAACUUUCUGGAACCACAUGCCUCCUUGUUCUGCACUGGUGAAUGUCCUGGAUAUUUUCAAGAGACACUGAUAUGCGGAAAAGAUAUUUCUGCUGGGUACCCACCAGAUGUUCCUGACGAGAUAACCUGCGUCAUUCAUGAAUAUUCGAGCCACAUGACUUGUACCUGGAAUACUGGGAAACCCACCUACUUAGAUACAAGAUACCUGGUCCACGUGGAAAGUUUGGAGACUGGAGAAGAGCAGCAGUAUCUCACCUCAAGUUAUAUUAACAUCUCCACUGAUUCCUUACAAGGAGGCAAGAAGUAUUUGGUGUGGGUGCAGGCUGCAAAUGUACUGGGGACAGAGAUGUCAAAGCCACUGCAAGUCGACCUGGAUGACAUAGUGAUACCUUCUGCAACCAUCAUUUCCAAGAUUGAAGAUUUAAAUACGACCAUGCCCAGGACCGAAGUUCAUUGGAGCAGUCGAUCAACAAUUAAAAACAUCUCUUGCGAAGUGAGACACAGAAAUACAGCAAAUGAAACUUGGAAUGUUAAAGAAUUUGCCACCAAUUUGACAUACAUGCAGCGGUCAGAAUUCCACUUAGAAUCCAACAAUACAUAUGUGUUUCAAGUGAGGUGUCAAGAAACAGGUAGAAGGUACUGGCAACCCUGGAGUCCAGCCUUGUAUCACAAAACUCUUGAAAGUGUUCCCCAGACCGCCUUGAAGUCAUCCCAACGUGAGACUCAGAAUUCUGGGCUUUUAAUAACUUCCACAUUUAAAGAACACCUUAUUUCCGACAACAGACAAGACAUUGGACUUUUAUCAGGAAUGGUCUUCUUUGCUGUGCUAAUGUCAAUUUUUUCUUUGAUUGGGAUAUUUAAUAGAUCACUCCGAACUGGAAUUAAAAGAAGAACCUUAUUGCUAAUACCAAAGUGGCUUCAUGAAGAUAUUCCAAAGAUGGAAAACAGUAAAGUCGUGAAAAUGCUACAGGAACAGAAUAAGUUUAUGAGUAGCAAUUCCAGCCAACAGGUCUUAUAUGCUGACCCGGUGGUUACAGAGAUAGAAGUGUUUCUCCCAGAAGAACGCAAGCCCAUAGUCUACACAAAGGAAACAAGUAGAGAUUCCUUGGAGCCAAGAGACUGCCUGCAAAAAUCUGCACACACCGGCACGACUGUUGUGUAUAUUCCUGACCUCAACACUGGAUACAAACCCCAGAUUUCUGAAUUUCUUAUGGGUGGAAGCCACCUCGGUAGUCAUGAAGAGAUGACUCCCCCAACUUUUAAACCACCAGAUAGUUCCUUAGACCUGGGAGAGAAUGCCAGUUUCCAAAAAUAUCCUCAUUUUGUUUUUUCUGUCUCGAGUAUGAAUUCUCAAAGCAACACGUUAUUUCUUGGAGACUUGAACCUUAUUUCAAAUCAAGCAGAGAGUAAUCCUUCAGGCAUACAAGACUCAGGAGAAGGGGAAACAGCCCUGCUUUUGGAAAAUGCUUCACCUACUGUAAUGAUACCAGAGCAGACCUUGUUGCCUGAUGACUUUGUCUCUUGCUUGGGGAUCUUGAAUGAGGAUUUGCCAUCUAUGAAUUCGUAUUUUCCACAAAAUGUCUUGGAAAAUCACUUUAAUAGGAUUUUACUCUUGGAAAAGUAGAACUGCCUUAUAAAGUUGAAUCUCUACCUGCCUGCCCCCCCCCCCCAACACAAAUUUUGUUUAGUCUUUUAAAAAAAAAGUUACAGAAUUAAAAUCUAAUGGCAGAAGAUACUUCAUGGUCA